Elephantulus edwardii (Cape elephant shrew) is the source of this 1221-nucleotide messenger RNA. It is a transcript of the gene KCNJ15, whose product is annotated as potassium inwardly-rectifying channel, subfamily J, member 15. Lineage: Eukaryota; Metazoa; Chordata; Mammalia; Macroscelidea; Macroscelididae. Gene Ontology annotation, cellular component: plasma membrane. The transcript is spliced from 2 exons. Bases 1 to 1221 code for a protein of 406 amino acids. Gene Ontology annotation, molecular function: inward rectifier potassium channel activity. Gene Ontology annotation, biological process: potassium ion import across plasma membrane; regulation of monoatomic ion transmembrane transport. The record is from RefSeq and is a predicted model, not a curated record.
AUGAUAGCCAGGUGGGUGAAGGGGAGCAAGAACAUUCCAUCUGCCGUAAGGAAGAGACCUUCUGACUUGCUGAGUUCCGAUCAGAACAUGACCAUGGACACCAUUCAUGUCAACAUGUCCAGUGCUCCCCUGGUGAAGCACACCACGGGAUCUGAACUCAAGACCAACAGACCCCGUGUCAUGUCCAAAAGCGGACACAGCAAUGUAAGAAUCGACAAGGUGGAUGGCAUAUAUCUAUUAUACCUUCAGGACCUGUGGACCACCGUCAUCGACAUGAAGUGGAGAUACAAGCUCACUCUGUUCGCAGCCACUUUUGUGAUGACCUGGUUCCUCUUUGGAGUGAUCUACUACGCCAUUGCGUUCAUUCAUGGGGACCUGGAGCCGAGUGAGCACAGCUCCAAUCACACGCCCUGCAUCAUGAAAGUAGACUCUUUAACAGGGGCGUUCCUCUUUUCCCUGGAGUCCCAGACAACCAUUGGCUACGGAGUCCGCUCCAUCACUGAGGAAUGCCCGCAUGCCAUCUUCCUGCUGGUGGCUCAGCUGGUCAUCACCACCUUGAUUGAGAUCUUCAUCACGGGCACCUUUCUGGCCAAAAUCGCAAGACCCAAAAAGCGAGCAGAGACCAUCAAGUUCAGCCAUUGCGCCGUCAUCACCAAGCAGAACGGGAAGCUGUGCUUGGUGAUCCAGGUGGCCAACAUGAGGAAGAGUCUCCUGAUCCAGUGCCAGCUCUCUGGCAAGCUCCUGCAGACGCACGUCACCAAGGAGGGAGAGCGCAUCCUCCUCAACCAAGCCACCGUCAAGUUCCACGUGGAUUCCUCUUCCGAGAGCCCCUUCCUCAUUCUGCCCAUGACGUUCUACCAUGUGCUGGAUGAGACAAGUCCCCUGAGAGACCUCACGCCUGAAAACCUAAAAGAGAAGGAAUUUGAACUGGUGGUCCUCCUCAACGCCACUGUGGAGUCCACCAGCGCCGUCUGCCAGAGCCGGACAUCGUACAUCCCUGAGGAGAUCUACUGGGGCUUUGAGUUUGUGCCUGUGGUUUCUCUUUCCAAAAAUGGAAAGUACGUGGCUGAUUUCAGUCAGUUCGAACAGAUCCGGAAGAGCCCUGAUUCUACUUUCUACUGUGCCGAUUCUGAGAAGCAGAAACUAGAGGAGAAGUACAGGCAGGAGGAUCAGAGAGAGAGAGAACUGAGGACACUUUUGCUACAACAGAGCAGGAUCUGA